AUGCUGUCUCAACGGAUCCUAGCCCGGCGUCUGCCCCAGGUGGCUGCCCGCCACGCCAUUGCCCCCCGCGCAUCCUUCUCUCAGGUCGCUGCCCUCCGCGCUUCCGAGUCUGAGGACCCUUUACAGAAUGGUGGCUACCAGAACCCUCCCCGCGUGAAGCGUGCUUUCAGAGACCCCUACGGAGGCUGGUGGGAUGCACAGGAGAAGCGAAACUUCGGCGAGCCUGUCCACGAGGAAAACGAGAUUCUCGGUGUCUUCAGUCCUGAGCAAUAUACCCACGUCUCUGCCGGCAAGGGUUUCCUCCACCUCGGUGCCUUCGUUGUGGCCUUCCUCAGCGUGUGCGGCGUUGUUAGCCUUUACUACCCCGACAAGCCUAGCGUUCCCAAGGCUUAUGAAGAUGGUCUGGAGAAGGAGUUGGGUGGACCGAAUGCUGUGCCGGCUCGCAAAGCUGGCGAGGACAAGUGGUAA
Messenger RNA from Penicillium odoratum, 468 nucleotides. RefSeq lists its product as uncharacterized. The record is from RefSeq and is a predicted model, not a curated record. The coding region runs from base 1 to 468 and encodes 155 amino acids. Gene Ontology annotation, cellular component: mitochondrion. The transcript is spliced from 3 exons. NCBI's taxonomy places the organism in Eukaryota, Fungi, Ascomycota, Eurotiomycetes, Eurotiales, Aspergillaceae.